Messenger RNA from Falco peregrinus (peregrine falcon), 13492 nucleotides. It is a transcript of the gene NF1, whose product is annotated as neurofibromin 1. Gene Ontology annotation, biological process: regulation of GTPase activity. The coding region runs from base 172 to 8673 and encodes 2833 amino acids. NCBI's taxonomy places the organism in Eukaryota, Metazoa, Chordata, Aves, Falconiformes, Falconidae. The record is from RefSeq and is a predicted model, not a curated record. The transcript has 58 exons.
GCUCCCGCUUCCGGUGUGGUGUCAUGGCGGGCCCUGGGCGCUGAUGGCUGCGGGCGGCUGAGGGCCCGGAGCGCGGCAGGGAUACGGAGACCCUCCCCUCGCCCGGCGCCUCGCCUGCCGCCCUCCCUGCGGGGAUCCGCCCCCCUCCCUGGCCGGGCAGGCGGGGGGGAGAUGGCGGCCCACAAACCGGUGGAGUGGGUGCAGGCCGUGGUGAACCGCUUCGAUGAGCAGCUUCCCAUAAAGGCUGGCCAGCAGAAUACCCACACCAAAGUCAGUACGGAGCACAAUAAGGAAUGUCUCAUAAACAUUUCCAAGUACAAGUUUUCCCUGGUCAUCAGUGGUCUCACCAAUAUCUUAAAAAAUGUUAAUAACAUGAGAAUAUUUGGAGAAACUGCUGAAAAGAAUUUAUAUCUAUCUCAGCUGAUUAUCUUGGAUACACUGGAAAAAUGUCUGGCAGGGCAACCAAAGGAUACCAUGCGACUAGACGAGACUAUGCUGGUAAAACAGUUGCUGCCAGAAAUCUGCCACUUCAUCCACACUUACCGUGAAGGGAACCAGCAUGCAGCUGAACUACGUAAUUCUGCCUCUGGGGUUCUUUUUUCUCUUAGCUGCAAUAACUUUAAUGCUGUGUUCAGCCGCAUUUCCACCAGAUUACAGGAACUGACUGUUUGUUCAGAAGAUAAUGCUGAUGUUCAUGAUAUUGAACUUUUACAGUACAUCAGUGUGGAUUGUUCAAAACUAAAACGACUUUUGCAAGAGACUGUAUUCAAGUUUAAAGCCCUUAAGAAAGUAGCUCAGUUGGCUGUUAUCAACAGUCUUGAAAAGGCAUUUUGGAACUGGGUGGAAAACUACCCUGAUGAAUUCACAAAGCUGUAUCAAACACCGCAGACUGAUAUGGCUGAUUGUGCAGAGAAGUUGUUUGACUUAGUGGAUGGCUUUGCUGAAAGCACAAAACGUAAAGCAGCAGUUUGGCCACUGCAAAUCAUACUCCUGGUCCUGUGUCCAGAGAUAAUCCAAGAUAUAGCAAAGGAUGUGGUAGAGGAGACUAAAAUGAACAAGAAACUGUUUCUGGACAAUCUCAGGAAAGCACUUGCAGGCCACAGUGGGAGCAGACAGCUGACUGAAAGUGCUGCUAUUGCUUGUGUUAAACUGUGCAAAGCAUCUACCUACAUCAACUGGGAAGAUAAUUCUGUCAUUUUCCUACUAGUGCAGUCCAUGGUAGUAGAUCUUAAGAAUUUGCUGUUUAAUCCAAGCAAACCUUUUUCAAGAGGCAAUCAAAAUGCAGAUGUAGACCUUAUGAUUGACUGCUUAGUUUCCUGCUUCCGCAUAAACCCUCAUAAUAACCAACACUUUAAGAUCUGCUUGGCGCAGAAUUCCCCAUCAACAUUUCAUUAUGUGCUGGUAAAUUCACUCCACCGAAUAAUCACAAAUUCUGCGUUGGACUGGUGGCCCAAGAUUGAUGCUGUGUACUGCCACUCCAUGGAGCUCCGCAGCAUGUUCAGUGAGACGCUUCACAAAGCUAUUCAAGGCUGUGGGGCACAUCCAGCAAUUCGCAUGACUCCGAGUCUUACAUUUAAGGAGAAAAUGACAAGCCUUAAAUUUAAAGAAAAACCUACUGAUAUGGAAACCAGAAGCUACAAGUUCUUGCUGUUGUCUUUGGUAAAACUGAUCCAUGCUGAUCCAAAGCUUUUGCUGUGUAACCCAAGAAAGCAAGGUCCUGAGACACAAGGUAGCACGGCUGAAUUAAUUACAGGUCUUGUACAACUUGUUCCGCAGUCCAGCAUGCCAGAUAUAGCACAAGAAGCCAUGGAGGCCUUGCUAGUUCUUCACCAGUUAGACAGCAUUGACUUGUGGAAUCCUGACGCACCUAUAGAAACAUUCUGGGAAAUUAGUUCACAAAUGCUUUUUUAUAUCUGCAAGAAACUGACUAGUCAUCAGAUGCUCAGCAGUACAGAAAUCCUCAAGUGGCUACGAGAGAUUCUCAUCUGUAGGAAUAAAUUUCUUCUAAAAAACAAACAAUCAGAUAGGAGUUCCUGCCAUUUUCUCUUCCUCUAUGAUGUUUCUGGAGGUGGAACUAGUCAAAUUUCUCUUGACCAUGAAGAAAUGAUACGCUGUACUCCAGGAGCUACCCUCAGGAAAGGGAAAGGGAAUUCUUCCAUUGAAAGUGCGGCAGGAUGCAGUGGAACGCCAAUUUGCCGCCAAGCCCAAACAAAAUUGGAAGUCGCCUUAUACAUGUUUUUGUGGAGCCCAGAUAUUGAGGCAGUCCUUGUUGCAAUGUCUUGUUUCCGUCACCUCUGUGAGGAAGCAGAUAUCAGAUGUGGAGUAGAUGAAGUCUCAGUGCAUAAUUUUUUGCCAAACUACAAUACUUUCAUGGAGUUUGCAUCUGUUAGCAAUAUGAUGUCAACAGGGAGAGCAGCUCUUCAGAAAAGAGUGAUGGCAUUACUAAGACGCAUUGAACAUCCAACUGCGGGCAACACAGAGGCCUGGGAGGAUACACAUGCAAAAUGGGAACAAGCUACCAAACUAAUCCUUAACUAUCCAAAGACCAAAAUGGAAGAUGGGCAGGUUACUGAAAGCCUUCAUAAGACAAUUGUUAAGAGGCGAAUGUCGCAUGUUAGUGGGGGAGGCUCCAUAGACUUAUCUGACACAGAUUCUCUUCAAGAGUGGAUCAACAUGACGGGAUUCUUAUGUGCCCUUGGAGGAGUGUGCCUGCAGCAUCGUAGCAACGCAGGGUUAGCAACCUACAGCCCACCUAUGGGCCCUGUCAAUGAGCGUAAGGGCUCCAUGAUAUCGAUGGUGUCCACGGAGGGAAAUGCAGAGACUCCUGUUAGCAAAUUUAUUGAUCGAUUAUUGACUCUGAUGGUCUGUAACCAUGAGAAAGUGGGACUUCAGAUACGGACUAAUAUUAAAGAUCUGGUGGGUUUGGAGUUGAGUCCAGCACUUUAUCCAAUGCUGUUUAACAAAUUGAAGAAUACCAUCAGCAAGUUUUUUGAUUCUCAAGGACAGGUUUUGCUCACUGAGACCAACACACAAUUUGUAGAGCAAACCAUUGCUAUAAUGAAGAAUUUGCUUGACAAUCAUACAGAAGGGAGCUCAGAACAUCUUGGACAAGCUAGUAUUGAGACAAUGAUGCUAAAUCUGGUUAGGUAUGUGCGUGUCCUUGGAAAUUUGGUACAUGCAAUUCAAAUAAAAACUAAGCUUUGUCAGUUAGUAGAAGUAAUGAUGGAAAGGAGAGAUGACCUUUCAUUUUGCCAAGAAAUGAAAUUUAGGAACAAAAUGGUGGAAUACUUGACAGACUGGGUUAUGGGAACAUCUAAUCAAGCAACAGAUGAGGAUGUGAAAUGUCUGACAAGAGAUUUGGACCAAGCAAGUAUGGAAGCAGUGGUCUCUCUUCUUGCUGGACUUCCACUACAGCCUGAAGAAGGAGAUGGUGUUGAGUUGAUGGAAGCAAAAUCUCAGUUAUUUCUUAAAUACUUCACACUGUUUAUGAACCUUCUGAAUGACUGUAGUGAAGUUGAAGACGAAAGUGCACAAACAGGUGGCAGGAAACGUGGAAUGUCUCGAAGACUAGCUUCACUACGGCACUGCACUGUUCUUGCUAUGUCAAAUUUGCUCAAUGCAAAUGUGGACAGUGGUCUAAUGCACUCAAUAGGCUUGGGCUAUCAUAAAGACCUCCAAACAAGAGCUACGUUUAUGGAAGUCCUCACCAAAAUUCUGCAGCAGGGAACAGAAUUUGAUACGUUAGCAGAAACAGUGCUAGCAGAUCGGUUUGAGAGAUUGGUGGAGUUGGUUACAAUGAUGGGUGAUCAGGGGGAGCUUCCUAUUGCUAUGGCUUUAGCCAAUGUGGUGCCUUGUUCUCAGUGGGAUGAGCUAGCUCGUGUCCUGGUCACGCUCUUUGAUUCCCGGCACUUGCUCUACCAGCUACUCUGGAAUAUGUUUUCAAAGGAAGUUGAACUAGCAGAUUCCAUGCAGACACUCUUCCGAGGAAACAGCUUAGCCAGUAAAAUAAUGACUUUCUGUUUUAAGGUAUAUGGUGCCACAUAUUUGCAGAAGCUUUUGGAACCUUUAUUAAGGACUGUGAUCACAUCCUCUGAGUGGCAGCAUGUUAGCUUUGAGGUGGAUCCAACAAGGCUGGAGCCUACGGAAAGUCUUGAAGAGAACCAGCGGAGUCUUUUGCAAAUGACAGAAAAAUUUUUUCAUGCAAUCAUUAAUUCUUCUUCGGAGUUCCCACCACAACUUCGCAGUGUGUGCCAUUGUUUAUACCAGGCAACUUGCCACUCUCUACUGAAUAAAGCUACCGUAAAAGAAAAAAAGGAAAACAAAAAAUCAGUUGUUAGUCAGCGAUUUCCUCAGAACAGCAUUGGAGCGGUUGGAAGUGCAAUGUUCCUUCGGUUCAUCAAUCCUGCGAUUGUCUCCCCUUACGAGGCAGGGAUUUUAGAUAAGAAGCCUCCACCAAGAAUUGAAAGGGGAUUGAAACUGAUGUCAAAGAUACUUCAGAGUAUUGCCAACCAUGUCCUGUUUACAAAAGAAGAACAUAUGCGGCCUUUUAAUGAUUUUGUAAAAAGCAAUUUUGAUGCAGCACGAAGGUUUUUCCUUGAUAUUGCAUCCGAUUGCCCAGCUAGUGACACUGUCAAUCACAGCCUGUCCUUCAUCAGCGAUGGCAAUGUACUUGCUUUGCACCGGUUGCUGUGGAACAAUCAGGAGAAAAUUGGCCAGUACCUUUCCAGCAACAGGGACCACAAAGCUGUUGGAAGACGACCUUUUGACAAGAUGGCUACUCUUCUUGCUUAUCUUGGUCCUCCUGAGCACAAACCUGUGGCAGAUACCCAUUGGUCCAGUUUAAAUCUCACUAGUUCCAAAUUUGAAGAAUUUAUGACAAGGCAUCAGGUACAUGAAAAAGAGGAGUUCAAAGCACUGAAAACAUUAAAUAUUUUCUACCAAGCUGGGACAUCAAAAGCUGGCAAUCCUGUUUUCUACUACAUUGCUCGGCGAUUCAAGACUGGUCAGAUCAAUGGAGAUUUAUUGAUCUACCAUGUGCUCCUAACUCUGAAGCCAUACUAUGCAAAGCCAUAUGAAAUUGUAGUGGACCUCACACAUGCUGGCCCCAGCAAUCGCUUUAAAACAGACUUUCUUUCUAAAUGGUUUGUAGUUUUUCCAGGCUUUGCUUAUGAAAAUGUCUCAGCGGUUUUUAUUUAUAACUGUAACUCUUGGGUCAGAGAAUAUACCAAAUACCAUGAAAGGCUUCUGACGGGCUUGAAAGGAAGCAAAAGGCUGAUUUUCAUAGACUCUCCAGGGAAGCUGGCAGAGCACAUUGAACAUGACCAGCAGAAGCUCCCAGCAGCUACCUUAGCUUUGGAGGAGGACUUGAAAGUAUUUCACAAUGCUCUCAAACUGGCUCAUAAAGACACCAAAGUUUCUAUUAAAGUUGGGUCGACAGCUGUGCAGGUGACGUCAGCAGAACGAACAAGAGUCCUGGGACAAACAGUGUUUUUAAAUGAUAUAUACUAUGCCUCUGAAAUUGAGGAGAUAUGUCUUGUUGAUGAGAACCAGUUUACCUUAACCAUUGCCAACCAAGGCACACCACUCACCUUCAUGCAUCAGGAGUGUGAAGCCAUUGUUCGGUCCAUCAUUCAUAUACGGACACGGUGGGAGCUGUCGCAGCCAGACUCCAUCCCACAGCACACUAAAAUCCGUCCUAAGGAUGUCCCUGGAACACUGCUGAACAUAGCACUGCUCAACCUGGGAAGCUCAGACCCCAGUUUGCGGUCUGCUGCCUAUAAUCUUCUAUGUGCCUUAACCUGUACCUUUAAUUUAAAGAUUGAGGGCCAGUUACUGGAAACUUCAGGUCUGUGUAUUCCUGCCAACAACACGCUAUUUAUUGUAUCUAUUAGUAAGACUCUUGCAGCUAACGAACCACACCUUACCUUAGAGUUCUUGGAAGAGUGUAUUUCUGGAUUUAGCAAAUCUAGUAUUGAACUGAAACAUCUUUGUCUGGAGUAUAUGACCCCCUGGCUGUCCAAUCUGGUCCGAUUCUGUAAACACAAUGAUGAUGCCAAGCGCCAGCGAGUCACUGCUAUUCUUGAUAAGCUUAUAACAAUGACGAUAAAUGAAAAACAGAUGUAUCCUUCCAUUCAGGCUAAGAUAUGGGGAAGUCUUGGACAGAUAACAGAUCUCCUUGACGUAGUGCUGGACAGUUUCAUCAAAACUAGUGCCACAGGAGGCUUAGGAUCCAUAAAAGCUGAGGUUAUGGCAGACACAGCGGUAGCACUUGCUUCUGGAAACGUAAAACUGGUUUCAAGCAAAGUGAUUGGAAGGAUGUGCAAAAUAAUCGACAAGACUUGUUUGUCUCCAACCCCUACACUGGAGCAGCACCUGAUGUGGGAUGAUAUUGCUAUUUUAGCACGUUAUAUGCUGAUGCUCUCCUUUAACAAUUCUUUGGAUGUGGCAGCACAUCUCCCCUACCUCUUCCAUGUAGUUACCUUAUUGGUAGCCACUGGUCCCCUUUCUCUCAGAGCUUCCACUCACGGUCUAGUCAUCAACAUCAUUCAUUCUCUUUGCACUUGUUCACAGCUUCACUUUAGCGAGGAGACCAAGCAAGUUUUAAGACUGAGCUUGACCGAGUUCUCUCUGCCAAAAUUUUAUUUGCUGUUUGGAAUCAGCAAAGUGAAAUCGGCUGCAGUCAUUGCGUUCCGAUCCAGCUAUCGCGACAGGUCGUUUUCACCUGGUUCCUAUGAAAGGGAGACUUUUGCACUGACUUCAUUGGAAACUGUUACUGAAGCUUUGUUGGAGAUCAUGGAGGCUUGUAUGAGGGAUAUUCCAACAUGCAAGUGGCUGGACCAGUGGACUGAACUAGCUCAAAAGUUUGCAUUCCAAUAUAACCCAUCCCUGCAGCCAAGAGCUCUCGUUGUCUUUGGCUGUAUAAGUAAGCGUGUGUCUCAUGGACAAAUAAAACAAAUAAUCCGAAUUCUUAGCAAGGGACUUGAGAGCUGUUUAAAAGGUCCUGAUAAUUACAAUAGCCAAGUUCUAAUCGAAGCUACGGUUAUAGCACUCACCAAGCUGCAGCCUCUUCUUAAUAAGGACUCUCCUAUGCACAAGGCGCUCUUUUGGGUAGCUAUGGCAGUGCUGCAGCUAGAUGAAGUCAACUUGUACUCGGCAGGUACAGCACUGCUCGAACAGAACCUGCAUACCUUGGAUAGCCUCCGAGUAUUCAAUGAUAAGAGCCCAGAAGAGGUGUUUAUGGAGAUCAGGAGACCACUCGAAUGGCACUGCAAGCAGAUGGAUCAUUUUGUUGGGCUGAAUUUCAACUCCAACUUUAACUUUGCACUAGUAGGACACCUCCUGAAAGGGUACAGGCAUCCUUCUCCUACCACUGUAGCAAGAACAGUAAGGAUUUUACAUACACUACUAGCUCUAGUUAACAAACAUAGGAACUGUGACAAGUUUGAAGUGAACACCCAGAGCGUGGCUUACCUAGCAGCUUUGCUAACAGUGUCUGAGGAAGUUCGAAGUCGCUGCAGCCUAAAACAUAGGAAGUCUCUCUUGUUGACAGACGUUUCAAUGGAAAAUGUUCCUAUGGAUACAUAUCCCAUACAUCACAGUGACACUAGCUAUAGGACACUAAAGGAAAAUCAACCAUGGUCAUCACCAAAGGGGUCAGACAGACAUCUGGCUGCCAGUUACCCAACAGUGGGACAGAUAAGCCCUCGAACACGAAAAUCCAUGAGUUUGGAUAUGGGGCAGCCUUCACAAGCGAACACUAAAAAGCUUCUAGGUACAAGGAAAAGUUUUGACCAUUUGAUAUCGGACACAAAGGCUCCUAAAAGGCAAGACAUGGAAUCUGGAAUCACAACGCCUCCCAAAAUGAGGAGAGUAGCCGAAAAUGAUUAUGAAAUGGAAACCCAGAGAAUAUCACCACAGCAACACCCACAUCUUCGAAAAGUUUCUGUUUCUGAGUCAAAUGUGCUCCUAGAUGAAGAAGUUCUGACUGACCCAAAAAUUCAAGCACUGCUGCUUACAGUUCUUGCAACAUUAGUGAAGUACACUACUGAUGAGUUUGACCAGCGGAUUCUGUAUGAGUAUUUAGCAGAAGCCAGUGUUGUCUUCCCAAAGGUCUUCCCUGUUGUGCAUAAUUUAUUGGAUUCCAAGAUCAAUACACUUUUAUCGCUGUGCCAGGAUCCAAAUUUGUUGAAUCCAAUUCAUGGGAUUGUUCAAAGUGUCGUCUACCAUGAAGAGUCUCCACCCCAGUACCAAACUUCUUAUCUACAGAGUUUUGGAUUUAAUGGGUUAUGGAGGUUUGCUGGCCCAUUUUCUAAGCAAACACAAAUCCCUGACUAUGCUGAGCUCAUAGUGAAGUUUCUUGAUGCCUUGAUUGACACGUAUUUGCCUGGAAUUGAUGAGGAAACCAGUGAAGAAUCUCUCCUGACGCCCACAUCUCCAUAUCCUCCCGCAGUGCAGAGCCAGCUCAGCAUUACUGCCAACCUUAACCUUUCCAAUUCCAUGACCUCGCUUGCGACUUCCCAACACUCCCCAGGGAUCGACAAGGAGAACGUAGAGCUUUCGCCCACCGCCGGACACUCCAACAGUGGGAGGAUGCGCCACGGCUCCGCGAGCCAAGUGCAAAAGCAGCGCAGCGCUGGCAGUUUCAAACGUCACAGCAUCAAAAAGAUUGUGUGAUUACUUCUUUCUAAUUUUUUUCUUUAUUUUCUUUUCUUUUGGAAACUGACUGACACAUGUGGGCCCUCACAAAGGGCCAUCCACCGGUUGUGAUGCUGCACUUGAUUUCAAAGUUCCCAUCCUGUCAGCCGUGUUGCCAGAUGAUCAACUCUUGAAACAUUGCCUGAAUUUUAAUGCCUUCAUGUCUUUCCUUCUGUUCUUGAUGUAAGCCGGUGUUUCAGAACUGCCCGUAUAGAUCCUGACGGACUUUGUAGCCGGAGGAGGUGUGGAGUUCUGUAACACUGCAGAACCGUAUCGUGUCCAAAUACGAAAGCCAUUUCUCAUACAGUUCUGCCGUGCUUCUGUUAUCUGCCUUGUUUCUUCUCUAAAGGAAAGUGUUCAUCCUUACUCCUGUUUGCACACUUUUCAAGGUAGUGGCUUUAUGAGCCAGGGGAAGUUGCUAUAAUCCUGGUUUUAGUUCAAACAUGUAAGAUUUUUAGCUGUGGACUUUUUUUUACCAUACUUCAAAGAAACUUACAAUAGCCGCAGUACAAUGAGCUUAACCAGAGCAGUACAUUAGAUUAAAUUCCUAGUAAUUAGCAAUAAAUGUGAGAGGACAAGGAGGCUGCACGAGUCUCUUCAUUCCCCAGACCAUAGCUUCACAUACCUGGACUGUGUACGGACCAGACUGGACAAACUGGCUUUUUUCCAAAGCGAGUUUUUUUUUGUUGGGUUGUUUUGGGUUGGGUUUUUUUUUUUUUUUUUUGGCUGUACUUUAACUGCACUAAAAAAGGUUGUAUGGUGGAAAGAAAAUCAUUGAGAACUGUUGUGCUGUCAUUGUAGCAGUGUUGAAAAUCUAUCGCUUCUUUCUUCCAUUUAGCAUAAACUUUAGUUUUGCCCUUCCCAACAAUACGCACCUUUGAGAAAUUCCUGGCAGAGAACCAGUGGGGUCUGGAGGGGGAAAUGGAACGCGUUAACGUCCAGCUCUGGGGGACUGUGCUCACAAAGCUGCUUUCGUGCUGCCCAAGCAGUGAUACAAAAACAGCAAUGUCUGCUGAAGGUACAUGAAUGUAACAAUAACUGACACUGUCAAAUCCAGGUUAGGUGUGAAUGUUUGCAGUGCAAUUCCUGGGAUCAGUACAGACAUCUGCAGUCCAGCCCGUCCUGCAGAACGUUUGAGGGGUUCUAGAUCGUGAGGGUCCGUACAUGGGGGUUACACAAAACUGAAGUUGCUGUCACUGUGAAAGACUUGUCAGCUACAGUCGUAUGUCGGCGAUGGACGACUGUGAUAACGUGCUGCUAUGUUGAUGACGCGUGAAGGCGCAGCGCUGGGUGCUGCGCGGGCUGAAAGCGUGCAGAGCGCUUGGCCGCGGAGGCGAGCGGAGGUUCUGGUGGAAGGGCCUGUCGUUGGGUGCUCGUUGGAGGGCUGCGGCUAUCUCCUGCUGAGGAACAGCCACGCUUCCCAGUUUCAGGUCCCUGUUGUAUGUUAGAAAUUAACAAUCCAUAAGUGGCUUUAAGGAAAAGCAAGUAUAUCCACUAUAUAAAAUAAAAUCCUCUAGUGCAAUUUUGUUAGUGGCUUUCAGUAAAUCAAACUCCACAGCUAAAUUACUAGAGAAUGGUACAGUUAAGUGUUUGGAUUUUAUUGAUAUAGCACAUAACUCACAUGUAUCCACACAGUAACUAUGUAACAUUUAUGUAAAUAAAAAUAUCUUUAUUGUAUUGAUUCAUAAAAUAACAAUUUAAUUUCUUUUAAUUUGUUUACAGUCCUGGAAAGACUAUGAACACUGACUUAAUAUGCAAGUAGUUUUGUCAAAACUAAAGGAAACCUUAGAAUUAGCAGUCUUGAAAUAGACACGUUAGAAAAUGGGAAGAAUUGUGCAAUUAACCAAAUUUUUUUAUUCUUGGCUAUGUAGGAGCUGCAGUGAAGUGUGGUUACUGAACUGAUACACAACUAUGAACGGGAUUGUGAGGCUAGAACUGAGUUUAGGAAUAGAGCAGUGACUCAUGCCAUGUCCUAAGCUGCUCCUCAUGUAAAACUCUGGGAGUUGUCGAUUUAAAAACCGUUCUCAUCUCAUAUGUUGAAUUGCGAAGAGCCACCCUCAGCAUUGCUGCCAGUCUGUGCUUGGUUGUGCUGAACUGAGCUAAUUUCAGCCUUUUCCUUUUUGUUGAAGACAAUGAAAGGUAGAGGCCUGAAGGAUUUGUAGGUAGGAGGAAAAAGAAUCUCUUGUAAAGGUAAUUUGCCAUUAGAGAAACAUAAUUUUCAGUUGUUUCUCCUACGAGCAGAUUUUCUUUCAACAGAAACAGUAAUUCCAGAUGAACCACCAAAUCAGUUUUGUUUGGACUGGGUGCAUUUGAGAGCAACUCUUUUUCAGUAUUUUGCAUUGUCUGUAUUUAAAAGGCGUCCCUAAAUUAGAAUUAAUGCAUUCUUUGAAAUACAUAUAAUGUGAAAUCAAAACAGACAGUGACUAACGUUACCUUUCAUGUGAGAACUAGAACUACUCCAGGCUCUCAGUCCCAGCUGAAAAAGACAGUAUCUUCAUAAAGUCAACAAAAUUUAAUUUAUUCUGUUUCCUGGAAGGAGGGGGAGUCUUUCGGUGUGUUCACUGCAUGGUUCAGUGAGGACCUGAACUUCCUUAGAGCAGGGGUGUCAAACACGUCGGGUAACGGGGGCCGACACUGGGCGUGAUGGCAGUCGAUGGGCACAGAUGGGCGCCCCGAUACACAGGGACGUUGUCUCCCACCGUCAGUCACUGGGAAGCUUCUGCUUAGAUCGUGGGGGGAACCAUGGCCUUUAAAGAUUAAACUCCUAUUAGUAAUUAGUUGUUCAGUGCCUUACUGUCACAUUCAGCACUUGGCCUGCUCCCUGUAACAGCCGCUGCUGUUAUUUUGCCUUUUGGUUUUCUUUGUUACUUGCUCUUCCUGUUGUGGAUACUCUCUGUGCUGCUCCGUUCCAUUCCUGUGAGCGCCGCGCUCGGCGCCCACUCCAGCCAUCUUGCGUGCUCUCCUCACCCGUUACUCCAUUUGUGCUCUGCGGGAUCAGCAGGUAGCUGCUGGUGGUGAUGUGGCCUCGAAACCUGAUCUAAUGAGCAGCAGACAGAUCUAAGAGUUCCCACCUUUGAGUCGCUGCUUCAGGCAGCCCGCAGACUACCGGGCAGCCGCUGCUGCGUGGGCUACUCAAGUCACUUCUUGAAGGCUGGUUCUGCAGCCGUGGAGUCUGUGCACUCCAGAAAGAAAACUCAGAUUCAGAAAAAAUCCAAUUUUAACAUGUGGACCAUUAACUACAUCACAGGGACUGUAUGUUUGACACCCCUGUUUUAGAACACGUUAUCCAUUACACACUAACUACAGUUAAGUACUGUAAAGAUGAUUAACGUUUUAUGUUCGUAUUUUCCCUGACUUAAAGAUAAUUCAGUAGUAUUUGAAUAGUGCAUAACCUACCUGUUAAUUAUGCCAAUGUUUCUGCUUUAAUGUGCAUGAGGUUUCCAAGAACAGGAAACAUUUCAAAUAAGUAUUGUGGACUGAGCACCUGGGAGCGUUCCAGUGCUCUAUUCCUAACUGGGUUGUAGGUUUUAGGGCUUUUUCUGUUUCAUUUAAGGUUCAUUUUUUUCAAAUGUAAUGAAGCACGUCUUAUUGUUAUGCAACAAAUUUACCACAGAAAGUCACUUCUAGUGUUGGUCCCACAAUUUUUUUUUAAUGCAGUAUAUUCACCUGUAAAUAGUUUUUGUGUAAAAUUUGACAGAAAAGUAUAUUUACUACACUGUAAAUACAUGUGACAAUAUAUUGUAUUAUUUUGCUUUUUUUGUAAAGCAGUUAGUUGCUGUAUAUGUAUAACAUAAAAAUUUGAUUAUUCUAGUGUUAGUAACUGUUAACUACUACUACUCCUUCCUGCUGUUGCGUUAUGUCAUUUAAAAAAAUGCUGUGUACUAUAAACUUACACUGUGUAUGGUAUCUUACUGUUUCCAUUCGGGCCUCGACUUUGAAAAUGUUUCCUUGAUCCACAAUCCUGUUCAUAUUGUAAGCAAGUGUGCGACAGCUGGCAAGAGCCCGGCCGAUCCAAACACAGUGGUAACUGUAGGUAAAAAUGGUAGAAACCUGGUUUCGGAUAAUUAUUGUUCACCCCAUUUUCCCCUCAUGUAUGUACUUUCCCUUUUUUUUUUUUUUUUUUUUUUUAAGUAAAAUGUAAAUUCAACCUGCUUGAAGUUGUUUGAAGGUCAUUCACUUGUGCUGCGGGACGACGUUGGUGUGCUCUGAAAUCCUUUUUCUUGUGACAGCGAGGUUGGGACAGGUUCUUUGGGCUGGACCAAGGGCCCCAUUGCAGCACGCACUGGAUCAGCCCUAGUCCCAGACCUGGAAACCCACUUUCUCUGGGGAAAAUCAGAUUCCAGUCGAGAUCCAGUGUCUCGGAUUUGUCUUUCCAGAGCACGCUGCUUCUAUGUGUGUGUGAUCCUGCACAGUUCUAAAUAAUGGCAAAACUGAUUGCCUGUGGAUAACUGAGGACAGAACGAAGCCCAUUGUCAUAAAUUCCAUGUCACUUCAAUAAGAUUAUCAUAAUUGAAUAAUAAAUCAGAGUAUUUCUUUUUAAAAUGUAAAUUUAAUAUUUUAAUAAAACAGCUGCUUGGUCUUCAAAGAACAUUUCAGUAUAAUUUGUCUAUUUGAGCUUUUCUAGCUUGGAAGCUUGAAGUUUCAACUGUCACGCAACUUUUAUGACAAAUGAUUAAUCAAAUCUAUUUUUCUUUUAGGGGAAUAUAUUACUUUCCUAUUAAAAAUGUAUAAGUACUUAUAUUCUGGCUUUGUGAACCGUAAAAGGAUGUAAAAACACAUUAAAGCGUGACUGCAUUGA